Messenger RNA from Prunus armeniaca (apricot), 1035 nucleotides. Lineage: Eukaryota; Viridiplantae; Streptophyta; Magnoliopsida; Rosales; Rosaceae. The record is from the annotation of a GenBank genome assembly.
AUGUCAAGUCUUCGAGAGCUCAAGCCUGAUGAGUUUGGAGAUCGUGAUAUGCUCAGUAAAGUAGUCCGUGCACGAUCUAGCUCACUUGUUGAGAGGCAAAGAGAUGCGGAUGCUCCUUUUCGAAAUUCGAGUCUCAAGCAUGGAGUUGAUUCGACGUCGCAAAUUCCUUUGGAAGUGAGGUUGGCGGAGGCUAGGAAAGCAAGAGAGUCAUCUGCCGGACAAAAGACGCAAUUUCUAUCAAGUCCAUCCUCUUGUGCUGAGCUGGUUGACCAAAUCCGUCAGGCUGGCGAUCUUGGUACUUUUUCAAGUCUUUCCUUGGAAAAGCAAAAGGAAGCGACACUUCAUCUGCUUCAAAAGGGAAUAGUUUUUGCUGCUGAGACCAUUCGGAACUCGUCUGCUGUUGCCCCAUCUUCUGUUCAGCUCAGCGAGUUGGAGAAGAAGAAUGCCGAGUUAGUUAGCAAACUUUCCGCCGAGCAGACCCGUUAUGAGAAGAAGACGUCUGAUUUGCGGGCGAUGAUAUCUGAGUUGAAGAGCUCCCUUGCUGAGAAGGAUUCCGAGCUUAACUCUUCUGCUGCUGACUUGGCAAGUCGAAAAGAUGCUUAUUUCCACCUUGAGCGCAAGAAUGCCGACAUCUCUCAUAGCUAUGACAAGCUUUUAGCUAGACUUCACGCCUACCAUGAGUCUGCUGAGGAAUCCAAGUCCGAAGUUGCCAUGGACGCGUACAAGUUGGGCUACCUGGACUGCACAAGAGGAUAUGAUCCCUUCUACGCCAUUGGAGAUGAAGACAUCGAGAUGCUCUAUCCAGACUUGCCCCCUGCGCAAAGUGAGAAGGCUAAUGCUGUGAACAUCGAAGGAGCUGAAGAGCAGGUGACUAAAGAGGCGAUAGCUGAGGAGGAUGGAGCAGAGGAGGAUGCAGCCGAUGAGGUGGUGGCAGACGUCAUAGAUCAGGCAUGUGGAGCUGCUGAAAGCGUGGCUGUUCAGGCGGACGCUGAAGAGGUUGUAGAUCAGGGAUCUCCUGCUGGCGCUUCGGAGUAG